AUGCGCGAUCUAUCGAAGUCAUCAACCGACACUAUCGAUGAAUCUGCUCGGAUCUUCUGGAGAAAUCAUGAGAAGGAUUUCCCUAUUCUUGCAAGCAUUACCCGUGAUGUGAUGUCUAUUCCAGCGACUGGUGCCGGAGUUGAGCGUCUUUUCAACUCUGCUCGUGACGUUUGCCACUACCGCCGGGGUUCGUUGAACCCAGAAACUGUUCGCGAUAUCAUGUUAUAUUUGUGCACAACAAGGUUCGAUAUCAAGGAGGAGCAGCGGCUGAUCCUCCAGGAGUAUCUUUCAGAGCAAGAGAUCGCCGCUACGUCUGAAGAACUCGACAUCGAGACACAUUGCUCCGAGGCUAUCAGUGAUACUGAGGAAGACAUCGAGUUGCACCUUGAUACACCGGCCGCACCACCACUCUCAGAGGUCGCCGCUGGAAAGCGGCCGGCGGCCACUUUUGAUAAUGAAGAAGACUCUAACGCCGAUGAAUUUGCGGAUCCAGAAGAGAACUCGGUAUCACCUUUACAUGAUACGCAGCAUCGUGUAUCAGAAAGUGAAGGACCCCUUUACGAAUCCGUUUCUUUUAUCGAACAAAACGAAAUCGAAACUCUCACUCGGAUUGCAACAGAGCAAUCACGUCGACAAUCUGUUAUUUUCCCUCAUCGUCUUGGAUCCGUUGCCGAACAUGAUCCCUCACUCAAUCCUCAGUCUCCGAAGUUCAACUUGCAAAAAUGGCUGACUAUUGUCAUGACCGAUGCUGGCAGGGAUGGUCGAAAGGGACAUAAUAUGGGCAUUGUUUUCAAGAAUUUGAAUGUCUAUGGAUCCGGCGCUGCUCUGCAAUUCCAGGAGACUGUGUCGUCGCUGCUGAUUUCGCCCCUUCGAUUACUACAGACAAUCCGUAAAUCCCAUGUCCCAAAGAGGCGGAUUAUCAAAGACUUCUCUGGUCUUCUCAAGAAAGGUGAAUUGCUCCUCGUGCUGGGUCGGCCCGGUGCGGGAUGCAGAAUUCCCCAGUCGCGUAUGGUCAAAGAGUUUAAGGGCGAGGUUGUAUACAACCAAGAGGUUGACCGACAUUUUCCCCACCUUACAGUCGGACAGACUUUGGAAUUUGCCGCCGCUACGCGAACACCUUCCCACCGUCUCGAGGGCAUGGCCCGCAAUGAACAUGCUCGCUACAUGGCACAGGUGAUCAUGGCAGUCUUUGGUCUGAGUCAUACCUAUAAUACUCGCGUCGGAAAUGACUUCAUUCGUGGAGUAUCUGGUGGUGAACGAAAAAGAGUUAGCAUUGCCGAGAUGGCACUUGCUGCCUCUCCUCUAGGCGCUUGGGAUAAUUCCACGCGUGGAUUGGACUCUGCGACCGCUUUGAAGUUUGUCGAGUCACUCCGCUUGUUUUCGGACCUGACCGAAUCCUCUCACGCCGUGGCUGCCUACCAGGCCAGUCAAAGCAUCUAUGAUGUCUUUGAUAAAGUGAUUGUUCUAUAUGAAGGACGAAUGGUUUUCUUUGGCUCCGCUGCCGCUGCCAAAUUAUACUUUGAAAAUCAAGGCUGGCAUUGCCCACCGCGACAGACCACCGGAGAUUUUCUCACUUCGGUGACCAACCCUGGAGAACGUAAGGCCAAGCUGACGAUGGAAAGCCGUGUGCCUCGCACAGCUGAGGAUUUUGAGAACGCGUGGCUCAAUUCUGUCGAGCACGACAGGUUGCAAGCCGAGAUUGGUGCAUACGAAGCGCAAUAUCCCGUCGAGCAGGAUUCCGCUGCUGCAGUGGAGUUCCAGGAAAGGAAGCGUGACAACCAAGCCAAGCACACUCGACCAAAGUCACCUUAUAUCAUCAGUGUCCCGAUGCAAAUCAAACUCAGCACAAGACGUGCCUACCAAGGACUGUGGAAUGAUGCUGCUGCGACCGUUUCGACUGUUGUUAGCAAUAUCAUCAUGGCUUUGAUCAUCGGAUCAGUAUUCUAUGACGCUCCGGCUACCACCGCGGGCUUUCAGGAAAAAGGAGCUACUCUCUUCUUUGCGGUUCUUCUGAACGCCCUGACUGCCAUGUCUGAAAUCAACGCACUCUAUUCUCAACGGCCGAUCGUAGAAAAGCAUAAUUCAUAUGCGUUCUACCAUCCGUUCACAGAAGCCAUUGCCGGUGUUCUUACCGAUGUGCCUGUCAAAUUCGCUCUUGCAGUGGCUUUCAACAUCAUCCUCUAUUUCCUUUCCGGCCUGCAGCGAGAACCUGGAAACUUUUUCCUCUACUUUCUGAUCACCUUUACCAUUAUGUUCGUCAUGUCUGCCGUCUUCAGGACUCUGGCUGCUGUCACAAAGACUGUGUCUCAAGCGAUGGCUUUGGCCGGAGUCACGAUUCUCGCUCUGAUCGUCUAUACGGGCUUUGUCUUGCCGCGCCCGUCCAUGCAUCCCUGGUUUGAAUGGAUCCACUACCUGAACCCUAUAUAUUACGCCUUUGAGAUCUUGAUCGCCAACGAGUUCCAUGGACGGGAUUUCCCAUGCUCGGCGUUUGUCCCUUCAUAUGCGGAUAGGACUGGCAAGUCUUUUUCUUGCGCUACCACGGGCUCCUUGGCAGGCAACUUGACGGUCAAUGGCGAUCGCUAUAUCUGGGAGAAUUACCGGUAUAGCUUUAGCCAUGUCUGGAGAAACUUUGGCAUCCUCGUUGCCUUCUUGAUCGGCUUUAUGGCCAUUUAUUUUGUGGCCUGUGAAUUGAACUCUUCUACCACGAGCACUGCUGACAAAUUGGUUUUCCGACGUGGCUAUGAACCCGCAAACAUGCGUUGGGGUCGCGUGAAGUCUGAUUCUGAUGUGGAACGCACCGAAGAUGCGCCCGUGGGGCGAUGCACAUCGGAUGAAAAAAGCGAUAGCGGUAUGGGUGCUAUUCAAGCACAGACUGAUGUCUUCACCUGGCGUGAUGUUUCUUACGACAUUGAAAUUAAGGGCGAGUCUCGAAAGCUUCUGGAUCAUGUUUCUGGAUGGGUGAAGCCCGGAACACUCACUGCGUUGAUGGGAGUCAGUGGAGCAGGCAAAACUACCCUUUUGGAUGUCCUGGCUCAUCGAACUUCCGUUGGUGUUGUGACUGGAAAUAUGUUUGUCAAUGGAAAUAGCCUUGAUGCUAGUUUCCAGCGCAAGACGGGCUAUGUUCAGCAGCAGGAUCUUCACCUUGAAACUGCUACAGUUCGCGAGUCUUUGCAGUUCAGUGCUCUUUUGCGUCAACCAGCUAGUGUCACCGUCAAAGAAAAGUAUGCAUAUGUGGAAGAUGUCAUUCGAAUGCUUCAGAUGGAGGAAUUUGCUGAAGCAAUUGUUGGUGUGCCUGGGGAGGGUUUGAAUGUCGAGCAAAGAAAGCUCUUGACUAUUGGAGUGGAAUUGGCUGCGAAACCAAAACUUCUUCUCUUCUUGGAUGAGCCCACGAGUGGUCUUGACUCCCAGAGUUCUUGGGCAAUCUGCUCUUUCCUCCGCCGCUUGGCUUCACACGGACAAGCUAUCUUGUGCACAAUCCACCAGCCUUCGGCUAUUCUGUUCCAGGAGUUUGACCAACUGAUCUUCCUAGCACGUGGUGGAAAGACCGUUUACUUUGGACCAAUUGGCGAACAAUCCCGCACCUUGCUGGAUUACUUCGAGUCUAAUGGCGCACGAACAUGUGGAAGUAGCGAGAACCCGGCGGAAUAUAUGCUCGACGUCGUGAACAAAGCGAACAAUUCACGAGGCGAAGACUGGUUUGAGGUUUGGAAGAAGAGCCAAGAGAGCAACGCUGUCCAAACCGAGAUUGAUCGCAUUCACAAAGAGCGCCAAGGGGCGACUACUACUGACGAUGCCAGCGUUCGUCAGUUUGAAUUCGCUAUGCCAUUCUGGUUCCAACUGUGGCAGGUCAGCUAUCGCGUGUUCCAGCAAUAUUGGCGCAUGCCUUCUUAUAUCAUGUCUAAAUGGGGACUUGGUAUUGCUGCUGGUCUCUUCAUUGGAUUUUCUUUCUAUCAGGCCAAAACAUCAUUUCAGGGCAUGCAGACUAUCAUCUACUCUGUUUUCAUGCUUUGCACGAUUUUCACUUCUCUGGUUCAACAGUUGAUGCCCCUCUUCGUGACCCAGCGAUCGCUCUAUGAGGUCCGAGAACGACCCAGCAAGGCAUACUCCUGGAAAGCCUUUCUAUUCGCCAAUGUCAUCGUCGAGAUACCAUAUAUGAUUAUUACAGGGGUUCUCAUCUACGUCUGUUACUUUUACGCCGUUGUCGGCAUCCCAAGCUCAGUGAGCCAGGUUACCGUCCUUCUACUUUGCAUCCAAUUUUUUAUUUACGCCAGCACAUUUGCACAGAUGGUUAUUGCAGCUUUGCCCGAUGCCCAAACUGCAGGUGCCAUCGUCGUCCUUCUUUUCGCCAUGUCCCUUACCUUCUGCGGAGUCAUGCAGCCGCCUGCCGCUUUACCGGGUUUCUGGAUUUUUAUGUACCGCGUCUCUCCAUUCACUUACUGGACUGGAGCCAUGGUCUCUACCCAAGUUCACGGGCGUCAGGUCGUGUGCUCUUCGGCAGAGCUCUCCGUUUUCGAUCCGCCUUCUGGGCAGACUUGCUGGGACUAUCUCAAAGAUUAUGCCAUCCAGGCUGGAGGACAGGUCCUCAACAAGAACGCUACUUCGGGCUGUGAGUACUGUGCUCUCACUGUUGCGGAUCAGUAUCUUGCGACUUCGGGUAUCUUUUAUGACCAGAGAUGGCGUAACUUUGGCAUCGUUUGGGCAUUCAUUGCUUUUAAUAUCUUCAUGACUACGCUGCUCUAUUACCUUUUUCGUGUUAAGAGCUGGCGCAUAGACGGUAUGAAGCUCAAGUUUGCACGCUUUGUGCCGUCAAAGGCUUUCAGAACCAGCCAGUGA
Molecule: messenger RNA, 4833 nt
Organism: Penicillium antarcticum
Lineage: Eukaryota; Fungi; Ascomycota; Eurotiomycetes; Eurotiales; Aspergillaceae
Exons: 7
Coding region: 1-4833 (1610 amino acids)
Biological process (GO): transmembrane transport
Cellular component (GO): membrane
Molecular function (GO): protein dimerization activity; ATP hydrolysis activity; ATP binding
Source: RefSeq, a predicted model, not a curated record